CUUUGUUGGGUUAUGUCUUCACGUGACCUUUCUCCUCCGUCCUCCUCCACUCCCUGAGUGACCCCAUUUUCACUCCUUCCUAAGGCCAUCGUCAUUGCUAAACGAAUCUCCCUUCUUCCCUUCUUUGGGUUUCAGAUUUGGAUCUCCAUUUUCAUGUCCCCAUGCCUUCUCCCUCUUCCUCUCUUACUCUUCUCGCCGUUCUUCUGUCCUUCAUUCACCUCGUCCAAUCUCUGACCUCUUCUUGUCCGCCUUUCUCUUCCAAACCCCUUUUCCCCUUCUCCUCUCUUCCGGGUCACGGCCAUCCUUCCUUCCACCUGCGUUGCUCUUCUCCCCACUCUCUUCUCUCCGUUAAUGGCCUUUCCUUUUCUCUCUUGAGUUUCAAUGCCACCUCCUCCACUCUCCUCCUUUCCCCUCUUCCCCUCACUCUCAACGAAUCCACCCACACCUGCUUUUCUCCUCGUUUCUCCUUUAUUCCCACCCGUUCCAUUAACUUCUCCGCCUCCCCCUUUCGAAUCUCUGAUGGGUAUUGUUCUAGGCUCUCUGUUCUUCGCCCCUGUUCGCCUCCGCAUCUACCCAAUUGCAGCCAUUGCCCUUGGGACUGCAAUCUUAUCAAGACACCACUUCAUUUGCUCCAUGGAUGCGGCGUCGAGCGUCAGUCCGUCUCGAAGCAAGGUUGUCAGGGUGAGGUGUUGGAGUAUUUGGAUCGAAUUCUUAGAUUGGGGAUUGAAGUCGAGUGGGAUACAGAUCAGGACCCUUAUUUUGUCAAGUGUAAAGAUUGUGAAGCUAGAAAUGGUGAUUGUGGAUUCAAUUCCUCUGACCCAGAUAGGCACUUCAUUUGCUAUCAUACUCAAACCCGAUACUCAUUUCCCAAUAGAAUCGCGAUUUUGUUCUCUGUUUUUGCGUUGAUCUGCUUGUUUUUGGUUAUUGCGGUGACCACGGUUUUUUUAAGGUCCAGAUGGUUGAGAUCCCUUGCUAGUGAAGUAGACCCCACAGCCCUGUUCCUCAGCCGUCAUCGUUCACCUAAUCUUCUCCCACCAGUUUUUCCCUACGAAGAGCUCGAGUCCUCAACUAAUCGGUUCGACCCCAAGAGGAAACUGGGCGAUGGUGGAUUUGGGUCUGUUUAUUUGGGUCAGCUUAACGAUGGCCGAUUAGUGGCUGUCAAGUAUCUUCACAAGCACCACGGCGCCGUCGCCACCGCCCCCUCCGGCAGGGCUUUCUUCACCAAGUCGUUCUGUAACGAAAUCUUGAUUCUUUCUUCAAUUAAUCACCCGAAUCUCGUUAGGUUACAUGGGUAUUGUAGUGACCCAAGAGGGCUUAUUCUUGUCUAUGAUUAUGUCCCAAAUGGGACACUCGCCGACCAUCUCCAUGGCGCAAAGAGCUCGUAUCGUAAGGGAUCUCUGACUUGGCAAGUGAGGAUUGACAUUGCCCUGCAAAUCGCCAUGGCUAUGGAGUAUUUGCAUUUCUCUGUGGCGCCGCCGAUUGUUCACAGAGACAUUACCUCUUCCAAUAUUUUCGUGGAGAUCGAUAUGAGAAUCAAGGUUGGGGAUUUUGGGCUUUCAAGGCUGCUGGUUUUCUCAGAUACGACGUCGUCGUCUUCAUCUGGGUAUGUCUGCACUGGUCCUCAGGGGACACCUGGUUACUUGGAUCCGGAUUACCACCGGUCCUUCCGGUUGACGGAGAAAAGUGACGUGUACAGCUUCGGAGUGGUGUUACUGGAGCUAAUUUCUGGUUUAAAAGCGGUGGAUCAGAGUCGGGAGAGAAGAGAAAUGGCGCUGGCGGAUCUUGUAGUGUCCAAGAUCCAAAUGGGUCAGCUUCAUCAGGUGGUGGACUCCGUUUUAGGCAUCGACGGCGAGGUUAUCGGCGGCGUUGAAGCGGUGGCAGAGCUAGCGUUUCGAUGCGUGGCGGCGGACAAGGACGACCGACCCGACGCCAAGGAGAUCGUUGAAGAGCUCCGGCGAAUUCGGAACCGCACACGUGGAGGUGACCGGUCGUCGAUUUCAAACGUGGGUGAUGACGUGGAUAUACGUUGAUUAGUUGAAGGCCCACUUGCGCAUGUGGGGAUUUGACGGAUCUAAAGAACAGCGACGGGACACUUUCUGGAUGCUUGCCUGUAAAAUGUCAAAAAUCCACGUGGCUACUACAUCUACUCAGCUCAACUGAAUCAGCUGACAGCUGAGAGAUGACUGUAAAAUGUCAAAUCCUACGGAGUUGUAAAGAAAUAAGAAAGCCACUAAUUUCAUAAU
Cucurbita maxima (winter squash) is the source of this 2243-nucleotide messenger RNA. Its product is annotated as LEAF RUST 10 DISEASE-RESISTANCE LOCUS RECEPTOR-LIKE PROTEIN KINASE-like 1.5. The record is from RefSeq and is a predicted model, not a curated record. Gene Ontology annotation, biological process: protein phosphorylation. Bases 162 to 2030 code for a protein of 622 amino acids. Gene Ontology annotation, molecular function: protein kinase activity; ATP binding. The transcript has a single exon. Lineage: Eukaryota; Viridiplantae; Streptophyta; Magnoliopsida; Cucurbitales; Cucurbitaceae.